UAGGCCUAGGGGUGGGCACUCCACACACAUUCGAGGCGGCGCCAGAUGCUCAUAGCUCCGGCCUCUUUUUGUCCCUGGAAUUGGAUCCCAGUGCAGGGUGGGGCAGGGCUGUUCCAUUCCCAGCACGCCUCCUCCGCUGAGAAAACUGGGCACAAGUAGGCGUUGGCUAGAGAAGGGACCAGCUGAGCUCUUUCCUAGCCCUUCCUUUCUGCCUCAGUCCAGGCCCAUGGCUCCUGGGUCCAGCCCCCCUGUCUCCCCUUCUAGGUACAGACAGAGAGCCCAAGACGCGCCCGAGGGCCGGGUUUCGGGCCGCGCGGCGCCGAGCACAUUGCUCCUGCUGCUCGCGUACCUGGCUUACCUGAUACUGGGCACGGGCGUGUUCUGGAUGCUGGAGAGCCCAGCGGCUCACGAUUCCAGGGAAAGAUUCCAGCGCGACAAGUGGGCACUGCUGCGGAACUUCACGUGCCUGGAUGGCCCGGCGCUGGACUCGCUGAUCCGGGGCAUCAUCCAAGCCUACCAAAAUGGGGACGUCAUCCUCGGCAACACCACCAGCAUGGGGCGCUGGGAGUUCGUGGGUUCCUUCUUCUUCUCUGUGUCCACCAUCACCACCAUUGGCUACGGCAACCUGAGCCCCAGCACAAUGGCCGCCCGCCUCUUCUGCAUCUUCUUUGCUCUGGUGGGGAUCCCGCUCAACCUCGUGGUGCUGAACCGACUGGGGCAUCUCAUGCAGCAGGGGGUGCACCGCUGUGCCCGCAAGCUGGGGGGCACCUGGAAGGACCCGGCCAAGGCCCGGUGGCUGGCAGGCUCCAGCGCCCUCCUGUCCGGCCUCCUGCUUUUCCUGCUGCUGCCCCCGCUGCUCUUCUGCCACAUGGAGGGCUGGAGCUACGUGGAGGGCAUCUACUUCGCCUUCAUCACCCUCAGCACAGUGGGCUUCGGCGACUACGUGAUUGGGAUGGACCCCUCCCGGAAAUACCCGCUGUGGUACAAGAACACAGUGUCCCUGUGGAUCCUCUUUGGGAUGGCAUGGCUGGCCUUGAUCAUCAAACUGAUCCUCUCCCUGCUGGAGGCCCCACAGGGCUCCUAUUCCUGCUACAGUCACAACUCCAAGGGAGACUUCAAGCAGCGAAGCGGGAGGCAGGACCCAGAUGGAGAGGCAGAUCCCCACUCCUCACAGCCAGACUGCUAUCCAGAGGGGCCUAUGGGAAUCGUGCAGCACCCAGAACCCUCUACUCAAGUCUCAUGCUGUGGAAAGGACAGCUAGCUGGCUGCAAUACUGAUAUGGUGGCUGGAGCUCUGGCAUCCAUGUUGCACCAUGAAGUAGAGGCCAUGUUUGAGAUUGGUGACAUGGUAAGACAGAAGGAGCCUGGAUUCCUGACGUUUGCAGAGCCACCAUAACAAACCUGGACUGAAUACCACCAGACUUCAUUUAUGUA
This is a messenger RNA of Camelus dromedarius (Arabian camel), 1433 nucleotides long. It is a transcript of the gene KCNK17, whose product is annotated as potassium two pore domain channel subfamily K member 17. The coding region runs from base 227 to 1261 and encodes 344 amino acids. Gene Ontology annotation, molecular function: potassium ion leak channel activity; outward rectifier potassium channel activity. Gene Ontology annotation, biological process: potassium ion transmembrane transport; stabilization of membrane potential. The record is from RefSeq and is a predicted model, not a curated record. The transcript has 6 exons. Gene Ontology annotation, cellular component: plasma membrane. NCBI's taxonomy places the organism in Eukaryota, Metazoa, Chordata, Mammalia, Artiodactyla, Camelidae.